CCUGGGCGUGGCCGGGAGUCUCUGAAGGUCGCAGCCGGGGGCGGAGCCCCGAGAGCCCCGCCUCAGACAACUCUCUCCUUUGAGAGAAGGAACGUUGAAGAGGAAGAAUGACCCCUGUACUUGUGGCAGCCAGCCGCGGCCAGGGGUCAGUGACCUUCCAGGAUGUGGCCGUGGUCUUCACCCCGGAGGAGUGGGGGCACCUAGAACCUUCUCAGAAGGAGCUGUACCGGGAGGUGAUGCUGGAGAACUUCAGGAACCUGGUGUGCCUGGGGCUGGUGGUUUACAAACCGUCUGUGAUUUAUCAGCUGGAGCGAGGGGGAGCACCGUGGAAGCCGGGGGGAGGAGGCCGGAGAAGCGGCUCUUCAGAUUGGGAGACUCUGCUUGAAGCCAAGGAGUCACCUCCAAAGUUGGUCAUUUCUGUGGAAAAAUUAUCCCAAGAAAUACUCAGAAGCGAUGAUCCUUUCAUCUCCAGAUUGGGAGGAGUCUGGGAAUAUUGUGCCAAGUUAAAGAGUCAGCAAAACGAUGAAGAAAAACAUUUUCAGCCAUCUAAAGUCAUGGUAAACAAGUCUAUGAAUAAAGUGAGAAUCUGUGAAUAUAGUCAACAUAGGCGAAACUUCAGUCUGGGGCCAGUUGUCUUUUCAAAACAGACAGUAGUAGGAAAGAGUUCCCAUAAAUAUUCUACCAAGAAAAAACACAAACUUUAUGUAGAUUAUAGAAAAUAUAAUCAAAUGUGCUUCAAGAAAAUAUAUUUCAAUUAUAAUGAAUGUGAAAACUCCUUUAGGUAUAAUUUAGCACUUAUUAAAAAUCAUAGAAAAUCUAGUAGAGAGAAACAUUUUAAAUGUAAUGAAUGUGAGAAAGUCUUCUACCUUACCUCACAGCUUACUCAACAUCAAACAGUUCAUUCUGGGGAGAAACCAUUUGACUGUAAUGUAUGUGGGAAGGCCUUCCGCCUGAGAACACAGCUAACUCAACAUCUGACAAUCCAUAGUGGUGAGAAGCCUUAUGAGUGCAAUGAAUGUGAGAAGGCCUUCAGCCAGAGGUCACAGCUUACUCAGCAUGAGAGAAUUCAUACAGGACAGAAACCUUUUGAAUGUAGUGAAUGUGGGAAGGCUUUCCGCCUGAGAACUCAGCUUAAUCAACAUCAGAGAAUUCAUACAGGAGAGAAGCCUUAUGAAUGCAGUGAAUGUGGGAAGGCCUUCAGUCACAAAACAGAACUUAAUCGACAUAAUAGAAUUCAUACGGGAGAUAAACCUUAUGAAUGUAAUGAAUGUGGGAUGGCAUUCCGCUUAAGUACACACCGUAUUAGACACCGGAGAAUUCAUACUGGAGAGAAACCUUAUGAAUGUAAUGAAUGUGGGAUGGCAUUCCGCCUGAGAGCACAGCUUACUCAACAUAAUUAUCAACAUAAUAAAAUUCAUACUACAGAGAAUCGUUAUGCGUGUAAUGAGUGUGAGAAGACUUUCCGAUACAGAAUAAGUCUUACUAGACAUCAGAGAAUUCAUACUGGAGAAAAGCCUUAUGAAUGCAGUGACUGUGGGAAGGCCUUUAGCCAAAGGUCACAACUUAAUUUACAUCAGAGAAUUCAUACUGGAGAGAAGCCUUAUGAAUGCAAUGACUGUGGGAAGGCCUUUAGCCAGAGGUCACAACUUAAUCUACAUCUGAGAAUUCAUACUGGAGAAAAACCUUAUGUUUGCAAUGACUGUGGAAAGGCCUUUAGCCAGAGGUCACAACUUAAUCUACAUCUGAGAAUUCAUUCUGGAGAGAAACCUUAUGACUGUAAUGACUGUGGGAAGGCUUUUAGCCAGAGGUCACAACUUAAUCUGCAUAAGAGAAUUCAUACUGGGGAGAAACCUUAUAAAUGCAGUGAGUGUGGAAAGGCCUUCUGUCAUAGAUCAGGGCUUACUCAACAUCAGACAAUUCAUACUGGAGAGAAACCGUAUAAAUGUAAUGAAUGUGGAAAGGCCUUCCGACAGAGGAUAGGACUCACACUACAUCAGAGAAUUCACACUGGUGAGAAACCUUAUGAAUGCAGCGAAUGUGGAAAGGCUUUCAGUCAGAGGAUAGGACUCACUCUACAUCAGAGAAUUCAUACUGGUGAGAAACCUUAUGAAUGCAAUGAGUGUGGAAAGGUCUUCAGCCAGAGAUCACAGCUCACUCAACAUCAGAAAAUUCAUAUUGGAAAGAAACUUUAUGAAUGUCAUGACUGAGGGAAGACCUUUCUUCUGAGCAAACACCUUACUCAACAUUGGUUCAUAAUGAGGGGACACAGACAAAAGGACAGUUUUAUUAUUACCAUGUUUAGUAUACUCCUUGAAAAAGAGACAAAACUAUAACAAAUUCCAUUUCAAAUUCUAUUCUUUGCAUAUAUGAGUUCAUGUUUCUUGUUUAAAUUCAUAAUAAAAUAACUUUUUUUUCUAAA
This is a messenger RNA of Vombatus ursinus (common wombat), 2419 nucleotides long. RefSeq names its product zinc finger protein 345-like. Gene Ontology annotation, biological process: regulation of DNA-templated transcription. Lineage: Eukaryota; Metazoa; Chordata; Mammalia; Diprotodontia; Vombatidae. The record is from RefSeq and is a predicted model, not a curated record. The transcript is spliced from 5 exons. Bases 108 to 2207 code for a protein of 699 amino acids.